GUUUACCCUUAAUAAAGAGAGCAGAACUCAAGGCCGGUAGUUUAUGGAAGUUGGUCCUUGGUGUGGACUCUUCCUAUUCACUCGAAGAAGAAACCCUCAACUCUUUUUUUUCCUCAGAAAUUUAUCCAACUUGGUUUUUCAUCAAUAACAGAUUCUCUCUCUCCAAGUCGGAUUUGCAUCUAAACACCAGAUUUGGUUUCAUACAUUGAAGUAGCUAUCAUGGAAGUCUCUAAGGAAGAUGAUUCACUUGUGCUUCUGGACCGAGCAUCUCGAGCAACAAGAGGAAAACGGAUGACCAAGUUGAUUGAUGAUGAACUUGAAGAGGACGAGUUGUUUUGGAACCAGGAAGCUCUUAAAGAUGAAGAGGAUGAUGAUAAUUAUCAAGAGGAGGCAGAGGUUGUUGAUGAGUUUGAUAGUGACUUUGACGAAGAUGAGCCUGAGCCAGAUGAAGCAGAAAAGGAAGUAGAAGAAAGGCCGCAAAACAAGAAGCGGCUUAUAUUUCCUGGAAAGACUUUACCAAAGAAGAAAACGAAAAAGAAAGAUCUUUCAAAAUUAGAUAAGCUUUCCAUGAAUGAAAAAUCAACUCAACAACCUGCUACUCCUGACCAUCAAGAUGCUCCUGAUGACGUGGAAGGGGAAAGAAUAGUAAGGAAAUCUACAAGAACCUCUGUCAUUGUUAGGCAAGCUGAGAGAGAUGCAAUACGUGCAGCUUUGCAGGCAACAAUGAAGCCAAUAAAAAGAAAAAAAGAAGGCGAGGAGAAGAGGAUGACGCAAGAAGAAAUGCUUCUUGAAGCAGCACAGACAGAAAUUGUGAAUUUAAGGAACUUAGAGCGUGUUUUAGCAAGGGAGGAAGAAGUUAAGAAAAGAGCAAUUGUGCACAAAGCUGUGUACAGUGGCCCACAGAUACGAUAUUUUUCUAAAAAUGGUUGUUCCUAUCUAGAAUUCAAAGGAUUGUCGUUUCAGUCACAGCUUUCAACAACAUCUGUUCCAUAUCCAGAGAAGGCUAUAUGUGCUGUAACAGGAUUGCCUGCCAAGUAUCGUGAUCCAAAGACAGGGCUACCUUAUGCAACAAAAGAAGCUUUCAAAAUUAUUCGUGAACGUUUUAUGGAUGAAAAUAACAAUAUCAAGAAAAUGGCCAUGGGUGAUCUAUUUGAUUCGCUAGUUGGGACUGGAUUUCAUGGCAAGAGGAAGCGGUUGCCAACUUCAAAUAGACGCAAAAUGUCACAUUUCUCCCGUUUUGCUAAUUUUGGUAUGACUUCUAUUGUUGAUAUUGAAUCUUCGGAAUAGAGCCACGAAAUAUGGGGAAUCAAUAUUGUUGUAUUAGUUUUAGCAAUAGCAUGUCCAUUUUAGCAACAGGCUUGUAUAGUUGUCCGGCUUAGAGAAAGGAUGACAUUAAUGAGAAAAUCCGAGCAAUUAUCCGAUUUCUAGGGUUUAGUCCAGCAAUUAUUUCAGUUUGGACCAAACAAAAGGUUUUUAUUUUUAUUUGUUGUGGUCAAUUUAGCUGUAACACUUAACUGUGGCAAGUAACCUGCGCCCUUCUCACCUUCAUGUGAGUUUCAUCUGAUGCAAGCACGGCACAGGGAUGGUCCACCCAAGAAAGCACAAAUUGUUUCUUCUGUUUAUCAAAAAGAAAAGGGCAAAUCAUGGCAUAAGAUCACUGUUGAAACACUUGUAUAAUCUGUCCAAAAGCUGCCAUUGAUGUCUUUUGUUUGGUAUUUUACGUACAAGAAUUACUUGUGACAAAUUUAGGUAGGUUUGGUGGCUCA
Molecule: messenger RNA, 1766 nt
Organism: Populus euphratica (Euphrates poplar)
Lineage: Eukaryota; Viridiplantae; Streptophyta; Magnoliopsida; Malpighiales; Salicaceae
Gene: SWC2
Product: DNA binding protein SWC2
Exons: 12
Coding region: 220-1287 (355 amino acids)
Cellular component (GO): nucleus
Source: RefSeq, a predicted model, not a curated record